AUGGCAUCUGUUUCUUAUUCUCUCUUGCAGCUAACUAUCGCAUUGAUAGUAAUAUUGUAUACACCUGUGGUAACACCGAAAGCCAUCAUCGAUCAGAAAGCCAAAGAAACACAAAACACUAACGAUCCGACUCCAGCCCACAAGCGCAUAGGAUAUGACUACCCAGCACCUGCAGAUCCCAUAGCAUUCGACGAUCACGAACAUAAGGUUCCAGAGUCGAUUCCGCUGCUUCAACAUGAAUCACACAUCGGUCAAUACGAUGACAAUCUGCACCAAAACUUUGACGAGUCACAUCAUCAUCAUCAUCAUCACCUUGAAGAUCAGCAUGAUCCGGGCUAUUGGAAAAAAAAAUUAAUAUGGAAAGAGGGCUGGAAAAAGAUUUGGAAGCCUGGCAAAAAGCAAAUAUGGAAAUCCGACUUCAAAAAAAUUUGGAAACCGAUUUGGGUAUCAACGGAAAUACCUAUUUGGAAGGAUAUUCAAGUCCCUGCGUGGAAACAGAUUUGGAAACCCGUUUGGAAGGAAAUUCAAGUCCCGGCAUGGAAAGAAAUUCAGGUGGCUGACUGGAAGAAAAUUUGGAAACCGAUAUGGGUCCCUAUCAAGGUUCCCGCAUGGAAGGAUAUUCAAGUGGCUGCGUGGAAACAGAUUUGGAAACCCGUUUGGAAGGAAAUUCAAGUUGCAGAUUUUAAAAAUGUGCAGAUCCCCGCUUGGAAACAGUAUUGGUAUCCCGAAUGGGUGAAGAUAG
This is a messenger RNA of Anopheles cruzii, 742 nucleotides long. RefSeq lists its product as uncharacterized. NCBI's taxonomy places the organism in Eukaryota, Metazoa, Arthropoda, Insecta, Diptera, Culicidae. The transcript has a single exon. The record is from RefSeq and is a predicted model, not a curated record. The annotation marks the transcript as partial.